This is a messenger RNA of Etheostoma spectabile (orangethroat darter), 4330 nucleotides long. It is a transcript of the gene hsf4, whose product is annotated as heat shock transcription factor 4. Gene Ontology annotation, biological process: regulation of DNA-templated transcription. Lineage: Eukaryota; Metazoa; Chordata; Actinopteri; Perciformes; Percidae. Gene Ontology annotation, molecular function: sequence-specific DNA binding; DNA-binding transcription factor activity. The record is from RefSeq and is a predicted model, not a curated record. Bases 1 to 1326 code for a protein of 441 amino acids. The transcript is spliced from 13 exons.
AUGCAGGAGUCUCCAGGUGCCAUGGGUGUAGAUGGCAGCUACGCCAGCAAUGUUCCAGCCUUUCUCACUAAGCUGUGGACCCUGGUGGAGGAUCCAGAUACCAACCACCUCAUUUGCUGGAGCGCUUCUGGGACAAGUUUCCAUGUGUUUGACCAGGGACGCUUUGCCAAGGAAGUUCUGCCAAAGUACUUUAAACACAAUAAUAUGGCGAGCUUUGUUCGACAGCUCAACAUGUACGGUUUCCGUAAGGUGGUGAACAUUGAGCAGAGCGGUCUGGUGAAGCCGGAGAGAGACGAUACAGAGUUCCAACAUCUGUACUUCCUCCAGGGACAUGAACACAUGCUGGAACACAUAAAGAGGAAGGUAUCCAUAGUGAAGAGUGAGGAGACCAAAGUUCGCCAGGAGGAUCUCAGUAAACUGCUGUAUGAGGUCCAGCUUCUCAGGACACAACAGGACAACAUGGAGUGUCAGAUGCAGGACAUGAAACAGCAGAAUGAAGUGCUGUGGAGAGAGGUGGUCUCACUGAGACAGAAUCACACACAGCAACAGAAAGUCAUGAACAAACUGAUUCAGUUUCUGUUCAGCCAGAUGCAGUCCAACCCACCCAGCACUGUGGGCCUAAAGAGAAAGCUGCCCUUAAUGUUGGACGAUGGCUCUCCCAGCCCUCCUGCCACCAAGUUCAGCCAUAGUCACCCAAUGGAGCCCAUGCAUGAGCCCUUCUACAUCCAGUCGCCUUCCAGUGAUACUGCUUCUUGCUCUACUAGUGGGCUCACAGGAGGACCAAUUAUAUCAGAUGUUACUGACAUGUCUCAGGCCAGUAUGGCCCUCCAGAUGCAGCCUGAUGAGACUAGGGAGAAGUGCAUGAUGCUAAUCAAAGAAGAGCCAGUAAGUCCAGGAGUGAGAGGAGGAGGGAAAGGAGGCAGCUUAGGGGGAGGAGAGGCUGUAGCAUUGACCGCCUCUUGUGAAGUGUGCUCCUCAGAACCUCCUGUUCUCCCCGUCGCUAUGGUCCAGUCUGUUCUGGAGGGGAGGGGCUCUGUGGCUUCAAUGAUGGAGAAGAGGAGCAAGAGACCUGCCCUAGACAGAGUGGAAGUUCCAGAUGCAGUGGAGAAUGUGGACAUGAGCCUGGAGGAGCUGCAGCAGCUGUUGCUCAGGAGCCAUCAGCAGAGUACUGUGGAAGCUGGGACCAGCACUGUUAUGGAUCCCUUUAGUUUAAGCCUGCCUCUGACUGAAUGGAACUUUACUGAGAUGGAGUCCAACCUCAAAUCAUACAUGUUCCAGAACCAGGAAGUGGAGGCUUUUCCAGCUACUGGCUGUGAGGAACAGUGAUCGAUCUGGAUGGUCUUUUCUGAAGGGUCAGGCCACAGAAGCUACUGUCCUCCUCAUUAUCAUCUGCAUGGGUUUGAGCCCACGGCCCUGCCAGGCUGUUUCCUACACGUGGCUUUACUUUCUUUCUUUUACAUUCACAUACCUACGAAAUGCAGCAAUGAAAAAGCAUGUAUCCUUAUAUUUCCUGUCCAGCUGACUGCCAUUGGGCCUAUCAGCCACCGGCUCUGUGGGCAUCACUGCUGUCAGCAUGAGGAAAGACACUGCUCCAAGUUUUACAUAAGUGACCCAAACAAACCAGUGUGUUUUCACAUAAUAAAAUCUAACAUAAAAUAUAAAAGCCAGCUGGAUGCAGACGGUGCAUUCUUGGCUCCAGCACUUUAGUCUUUGUUUGAGAGGGAGUUUCUGCUUGUGGAAGUGACGUUUUCCUCCUCUACUGUAUAAAGAAUCAAUUACAGCUGUACAAAUGAAUAUUUUUAUUAUUUUAUCCUUAUUACAAAAAAUACUGUAUUUGUAAGUGAAACCUAUCUUGGGGGGCAAUGUAGCACACUGUAUAUUACAAGUUAUGUGAUUUUCUUUCAGUAUGUGUAAGAGUUUGGAAAAUGUAAGUGCUCCUUAUAUAUUUCAUGCAUUUCAAAUCCCGAUAAAUGUGUUAAGAUAGAUCAGAGGUGAGUUAGCCUUCCGUGAUAUGAAAGGUUCUUCUAGUAAAAAACAUGGAUUCCAGCCACUCUAAAAUCUGUUAAGGUUUUUAAAACAUAUCACAAAAGGAGGUUUUACACACUGAAGAACCCAUCUAAUGUAUCUUUGCACAGGCCUGACAUGUAGCCAGAGACAUAGAGUUACUUCUCUUCUGUCCAUUUAAAUGUGAAGUUUAAAGGAAAUAUUAAAAGAUAGACUUCUCAUUUGACAAAACCAUGAACACCACUGCAUUUUUGCACGUUCUUUAUUACUAUAUAAAGUUAUGACAACAGGUCAUAUAUUUUCUGUUUGUAGAUGACCAACACUUUGUUGCUCUACACAUGCAUGCCUAAAAGAGAUACUGGCCUCAAUAACAGGGUUUUCCAAAACUCAAAAACAAAAUUAAGACUUGGAGACAUGAUGUCUCUGAAUGCUACUAAAAGGCCACACGUUGAGUUAAGACUUGGGUGUGCAUGGAACAUAGAAAACCCUGAUAGAAAGUCAAGACAGUGGGAUGUUACUUUUCAUACUCGGUAAAGCAGAAAGAGAGAGCGAGAGAAAUAAAAAAAUAAUACUCAACUGUCCAGGAGCCAGUCUGUUAAAAGAUUACAUUAUGGUUGACUGUGUUUAAUUAAAUGUAUGGUGAGGUGGUUACUUGAGAAUUAAAUCUGUUAUAGAACCAUGAAUACCUGCUUGACGAAAUGCAUAUGAAUUAUUCUGGAUUGCUAAAGAUGAUCAAUAACCAUUUGAUGUAAAAUAUUAGUCCUCAGCACUGGUUGCAGGCAACAGUUUAAAGGUUAACUUGAUGCUAAAAAUUCUUUUGGCAAAAACUUCCUGGAGAUGAGUUGAAUCGUGCAAUACUGUACAGAACUGUGAGAACUCACACAAUUGCAAUACAUGGAUGACCAUAGGAAUGUAGGAUACAGCAACUGUGAGUAUUAAUGGAUAACGUUAGCCUGUGAGUCUAAAAGCCCUGCUAGCUCUUAACACUGGGUCAGAUAAAAUCUUCAACCUGUAUUUUUAGUUUUGGGAAGGAGAUCGUCAGCUACAACUUAGCCUCCGGCAAGGCUACGAUGGCUCCGUAGCUACACGUCGUAGCUACACGUCAAAGCUACACGUCAAAGCUACACGUCGUAGCUACACGUCAAAGCUACAUGUCGUAGCUACACGUCGUAGCUAUACGUCGUAGUUGCACAUCACAGCUAAACGUCGUAGCUACACGCAGAACUAUAAAUCCAGGUUAGAAAAAGAUUUGUACUAACUGAAUAAGCAGCCAACCAGCAUCUUCAACGUCAGAGCUACACGCUGCUGCUAGCAAGGCUAAAAAUUGGGGUAGCAAUUUGCAUUAGCUUUUUGAAAAGAGCAUUGUAUUUUCUCGAUCAUGUUUUUCAAUCUGUUACUAGGCUACUACUACUACUACUUAUCAUUAUGAGUCCAAUUACUAUUAUUUUAUCAACAUCAAUAUAAGAACUGCUAACAUCCUAACUUUGGACAAAUAUUUGCUUAAGUUUGAUUAGAAAUUCCCGACAGAUGCGAUAUUGAGGGUUUCAAAAUGCGCUUAAGAAAGACUAACUCAGAGCCGUGUUCAUAUUGUGUAGCUUUAUCGAGACAUAUUGGAUUUGCCAAAUGAAAAAGCUAAUGCAAACUGCCUCCAGCAUUUAACAUUUUUGUGGCAGACCCUCCUUCUCUGUGCAUAGAAAAAAACAAGCUGUGGUGUAUUACAAGUGAACUUGCACUAGUUAUCACAGUUAUAUGAUAUUUGAGAGUAUACAGUACAUUUUAGACAUAGCAUUUAUUCUUGUUCCUCAUGAUAAUAUGAGUGUUAAGGAUUUUUUUCAGGAGUGAUGAAUACACACAUUCAGUUGCUGUUGUGUUCUUAAUUUAUUCUGUUUUCCAUUUUAAUAAUUUGCACUGGAAAUGAACGGAUGUGUGUUCAAAUUACAUUUAUGCUUGUCAGGAUUGCAUAUAGAUAAGGAAGUAUUUGUGUUAACUGAGUGAAAAGCUCUGCUGUAUCAAAGCGUGGCAUCCGAAAAGCACUUCUGCACUAUCAACAAACAACAAUACAUUAGUGUAUUAAUACAUAAGACACAUCAUCAAAACACUUUCUUAUUACUACAAAGUACACCUGUUCAAAAUAAAGACACUCAAUCUUAGUGCUUAGAUGCUUUUGAAAGUAGGCCGCAGCCUGCUAAAAUGUGAAUUGUUUUAAAUGGUUUUUUGCAAAGACUAAAGUGUAUUGUUACAGAGAGUCAAAGAAACUGAACAUGUAUUCCCCUUGUUUAUGAAAUAUUUAAGUUGUUAAUAAAAAUAAUAGCAAAAAAUACUAAAA